Molecule: messenger RNA, 1167 nt
Organism: Momordica charantia (bitter melon)
Lineage: Eukaryota; Viridiplantae; Streptophyta; Magnoliopsida; Cucurbitales; Cucurbitaceae
Product: Galactosyltransferase family protein
Cellular component (GO): membrane
Molecular function (GO): hexosyltransferase activity
Source: RefSeq, a predicted model, not a curated record
AGCACGAGAUUGACAACUAAAUGCGUUUGAUAUACGAAACUUUUCUAGACUCAAUUCCUUCUGCUUAUUACAUUAAUUACUCAAUUUCCAAUGCUGAAUUCCCCCUCUCCAUCUUUCUCUCUGGAUCUCUUUCAAAUGGAAAUUACGAAACCUUCCAAGUCCGACCGACGUCGUUUCAUUCUUUCUUCUAUUUUCUUUAUCUUUUUCCUCUGCGUCUUGGCCUCCAUCAACGAAGCCCGUUUCGAUGCCCUCUUGAAGUUCGGCCGAUGCACCGUCGCCGGCGCCACUGCUUAUUCCCCUACGACGCCGCCGUUUAAUUCCUCCGACGGCAGCCUUCUUCCUGUGAAUUCUUCGUCCUCUGCCUCGAACGAUACGGAUAUCCGUAUUCUCAUCGGCAUUCUGACUCUGCCCGAUCAGUACAAUCGCCGCCACUUCCUCCGUCUAAUUUACGGCACGCAAUCCCCCGCCGGAGCCAAAAUCGACAUUAAAUUCGUCUUCUGCAACUUGACGAAAGAGGAUCAGAGGAUUCUGGUGGCGUUGGAGAUAAUGCGGUACGACGACAUCAUAAUCCUCAAUUGCAAGGAGAAUAUGAACAAAGGCAAGACCUACACCUACUUCUCCAGCCUACCGGAAAUCUUCAACGGCGGUGGCGGAUCUGAUCAGCCGCCGUACCACUACGUGAUGAAAGCCGACGACGACACUUACAUCCGGCUGGACAGCCUGGCGGAAUCGCUCCGGCCACUGCCGAGAGAGGAUCUGUACUACGGAUACGUGAUUCCGUGUCCGAGUAUGGAUCCGUUCGUGAACUACAUGUCGGGAAUGGGAUACUUGAUUUCGUGGGAUCUGGUGGAGUGGAUCAGAGAAUCGGAGGUUCCGAAGACGCAUUUGGAAGGGCCGGAGGACAGAGUAUUCGGAGAAUGGAUCAGAGACGGCCGACGAGCGAAGAAUCGGUUCAAUGCGAAGUGGUCCAUGUACAAUUAUCCGGAGCCGCCGACGAGAUGCACUCACGAGCUCUGGCCGGAGACGAUCGCCGUUCAUCUGCUGAAGAAUCAGGAAAAAUGGAUUCGUACCUUGAAGUAUUUCAAUGUCACUAACUGCUACAAUUGCUUCAGUGAGAGUUGCAGCCAGUAUUGGAAAUGGUUCUCUAUCCCUGUAGGGAUGGAAUGA